This is a messenger RNA of Heterobasidion irregulare TC 32-1, 267 nucleotides long. RefSeq lists its product as uncharacterized. The transcript has a single exon. NCBI's taxonomy places the organism in Eukaryota, Fungi, Basidiomycota, Agaricomycetes, Russulales, Bondarzewiaceae. The record is from RefSeq and is a predicted model, not a curated record. Bases 1 to 267 code for a protein of 88 amino acids.
AUGUCAUCCUGGCUGUUGUUCUCGCUCUACUUGGCCCGCUCGCUUGACUUUUACACCCUUGUUCAGCUUGUCAAUUUUGCUUUGCUUGUCAUUCUCACUUUGCUUUUCGUUCUCGUCUUGCUUUCUGCGAAUCAUUCUGGUCUCUUGGGCCCUUCACGCGUGACAACAUCGUUCCAAUGUAUUUGCUGUUAUUCGCCUUCGCGUAAGCGCAACUCAUCAUGUGCUUCUCCACACCAAUUCGCCCCACGUUCACGACGAGCUGCCUGA